AUCAGCAUUGAAUGCUUUGAGAAGUCCCGACGUGGCAAGCCGCUGCUUCCUCUUCAGGGUCUUAAACCGUUUGGGAGCAAUCGACAGCAACACAUGUAUCUUGCUCGUGAUGCUCUCUUCAAGACUGCUUCAACACACAAAAUAGCCAGGUCUCAGAGGCAUAGCGCGGCAUCGUCAGUCAUUCCCGCCAAUCCGCAAAAUAAUCAACCUGACAAAACGACGACAGAGGGAGGGUCAGGCCAACAGUCGAGGGCUGUGGGUAUUGCAUACAUAGAAAGUGGAUCUCGAACCCAGCGCCACCAAUUUUCACACAAACAGAGCCUAAUUGUGGCGGAAUUAGUGCUUCGUGAGCUGGAAAUGGGCCAACAGGGAGUAAUUCAGCUAUUCAAGAGGAAUCCGCCGUCGUCUUCUGGUGGAACCGAGCUUCGAAUCGCUUCACGCAACACUUUUACUCGAAAUGGAAGUUUGGUCUUCCUUGAAAAUUCACAUUUGCUCUGUGACCCAAAAGUCGCUCGUGGUAGCGUAGCCGAGUGGUUAGUGUUUCAUUCUCGCAUCCUGCACUGUCGCGGUUCGAUUCCCGCUGAGGGUUUUGAUAAGACCGAUGCAAGGUCGAAACUGCGGUCCACUUCUGUCUGGAUGAGAACAACUUUUGGGUAA
Protopolystoma xenopodis is the source of this 657-nucleotide messenger RNA. NCBI's taxonomy places the organism in Eukaryota, Metazoa, Platyhelminthes, Monogenea, Polystomatidea, Polystomatidae. The record is from the annotation of a GenBank genome assembly.